AACCUAGGAAGAAACCUGGAGAGGAUGUAUUUAGGUGAACAGUGUGAUUAUGCACUACCCUGCUGCUGAUUGAUUGCUGAUGUGAAUAUUGAUUGAUCAUCAGUCCUUUGGGGAGGGAGUAGCGACCCUAGCUGUGAAGUGAUGCUUUGGUGUCAGAUUUCAGGUGCAAAGCUUAGACGGCCGUUUUACAGUAGCACACGGAAAGCACCAGUAGGUCAGGGAAAGUAUGAGUUUUAUAAACGUUUUUAAUUAAACACACACACACACACACACACACACACACCUAACAGAACAAAGACAGCUCGGAUCCCCUUGUCACUGGAGUGCAGAGCAAAUUUAAAUCACUUGUUUUAUAUUCACAUUAAAGUUCAGUACGGGGGAGUUUGACACUCUUCUCUGUUUUCAUCUUGCUAUGUGGUGCCAGAGAUCGCCCACACAAGCAGUUGCCAAAGUGCCUGGCAGGUUUUUAUAUACAAUUCUGAAGACUGGAAAGGGAGAGGGGGAGAGAGAGAGAGAGCGAGCGGAGAAGAGAGAACUAUACACAAGUCAAGAGUGAGGUGAAGGGUCAACUUCUCACUCAAGAUGCCAAUAUCCUGCUGCUCUUGUCAAAUACAGAAAGUGGGGGAGAGGGCAAGAGUGAAGGCGAGAUGCAUUUCGUAACAUUCAUUUCAAAUUCAUUUACUAUGUCCCUUUUUUUUAAAGAGGAUUCACUGGUAUGUGCUCAAUAGCUCUCGAGUCCAUGUUAGUAACGGUGUGGUGGCAGUGUAUGUGUCCCUUCUCAGAAAGUAUCCAGUGUGAGAACAUUCCCAGAAAGGACACCAGAACCCUCCAGGCCUGCCUGCCUGCCCUGCAGGAUGACCUCGAUGUUUUAGCAGUGAUAACGGCUUUUCAGCCACAUCAGCCAUUCCCUUACUGGGCCUGGGCGUACGUCGUUUUGUGUGCGCCAGGGUAGAUAUGUACUGUAGCGAUGGCAGGAGAUAGAAACCAUUAUCUUUCUUCCCCUCUUUUUCUCCCUCCCUCCCUUCCUCUUCUCUCCCGGCUGUCCUGCGAUAUGCCUGCUCUACAUGAUCGUUCUGGGUGUACGACUCGCCACAGGAGUUGAACAUGAGUCUCUUUAAUGAAAGCUGUUUUAUCAAAACGCUGUCAACUCUUCUCUUCCUCCUAUCUUGGCUGUCCCUUGUUUUCUGAUCUCCCUCUCCCUGGGCCUCACCCACUGUCUUCCUCAUCUCUCUCUCCUGUCCCUCUUUCCCUCCCUCUUAUUUGCUCCUUCUCUCUCCCUCCCUCUCCUCUCUGAUGUAUUGAAUAGGGGUUGUUGUGUGUUUGUGUUUGGAAUGUUGUGAGUGGGAUAGCGGUGACUUGAUGCUGAAGUCAGUGUCCCUCUUUCUCUCUCUCUCUUGCUCGCUUUCUCAUUCUCUUUCUUAUUCUCUCUCUCUCUCUUGUUCCCUCUCUCGUUCUCUAAUCUCUUUGUAAAGUAAACAAACUGCUGCAUUGUGACAGUAACCCUCAAACUCAACCACUCUGAUCUCCCUUCUGCUUCUCAGAGGAGUCUGUCAAUACAAGCCACCAUUUGUCUUUCUCUCUGGUUCCUCUCAUUGGUACGUGGACUGUUGUGGUGCGACGUAGUUGCCGUGGCAGAGUGGUGGUUCUGGGAUGGGUUAGAGUUUUUUUGUGAGUAGUGUUUGUCUAGCCUGGGCUGUCACUAAUGCGGACUAAAUCUCUCCGUAGACUGGAGGAUCCAACCGAGAGCGUGAAGAGAGCGUCUGGUACAGAGCAGGAUGCUGUGCUGAGGCUUGAGCAGGAGAGGGCUGAGAUCGUCUCCAAAUAUGACAAGGGAAAAGAGGGUGCCACUGUGGAACCCUGGGAGGAUGCAAGCUUCCACCUGUACAAAGUUAUUGACCGCCUCGGCUUCGUACAUGAGAAUGAACUUCCGUCCUACGACUCGGUGGAAGAGAAGCAAAAACACUUAGAGGUAGAAAGGACCUCAAAAUGGCUGAAGAUGAUGAAGAGCUGGGACAAGUAUAAGAACAGUGAGAAGCUGGUGAGGCGGAUCUAUAAGGGAAUUCCCCUACAGCUCCGAGGAGAGGUGUGGUGUCUGCUCCUCGACGUUCCCAAAAUAAAGGAGGAGAAGAAAGACUUCUACGAGAAGCUGAAGCUCAGGGCUCGAGGUCUGUCUCCUGACGUCCGUCAGAUUGACCUGGAUGUGAACCGAACCUACAGGGACCACGUCAUGUUCAUGACCCGCUACGACGUCAAGCAGCAGGCUCUGUUCCACGUCCUAACAGCCUACUCCGUGUACAACACGGAGGUGGGGUACUGCCAGGGCAUGAGUCAGAUCACUGCUCUGUUGCUCAUCUAUAUGAAUGAAGAGGAUGCCUUCUGGGCUCUGGUCAAACUGCUGUCUGGACAGAAACACGCCAUGCACGGGUUUUUUAUCCCCGGCUUCCCCAAGCUGAUGCGCUUCCAGGAGCACCAUGACCGCAUCCUCAAGAAGAUGAUGCCCAAACUGAAGUCACACCUGGACACACAGGAGGUGUUCACCAGCCUGUACACUAUGAAGUGGUUCUUCCAGUGUUUCCUGGACAGGACCCCCUUCACUCUGACCCUGCGGAUCUGGGACAUCUAUAUCCUGGAGGGAGAGAGAGUUCUGACCGCCAUGUCCUACACGGUCCUCAAACUGCACAAGAAGCACCUGUUGAAGCUGUCUAUGGAGGACCUGGUUGAGUUUCUGCAGGUGACUCUGGCCAAGGACUUCUUCUUUGAGGAUGACUUUGUGAUUGAGCAGCUGCAGAACAACAUGGUGGAGCUAAGGAGGUCCAAACUGGAGCUGGCCGCACCAGGUAAAGAGGACGAGUAUCCCAAGAAGCUUCUUGGGCAGCUUCCCCCAGAGCCGGCGGUGAACCAGAACCACGUGGCGAAUGGUCAGAGCCACGCCCAGCCGGCCGAGCCCCCAAAAGCGCCCAGCCCCUCCCCCGAGCGCCAGCGGGACAGCCGACCCCCCAGCCGGGCACGCAGGGACUCCCUGGAGAAGCUGGUCCGGCAGCACAAGGCUGAGAAGAGGGAGGCCAGAUCACGGGGGUCUGGAGAGAACUCCGUCCACCUCGACCCACACUGCAAACAGCCCUCCGUCCCCCCCCUCGCUACCCCAGAGAGAGGGUUCACACCUACACCGUCCCCGGCGCCCUCUCCCUUGCCACACCCCAACCCUCCUACAAAAGUGGUGGAUGGAGGGAAGCCUCAGAACCACGCUACAGCCAACCACAACUCCAAUGCCGCCUCCAGCAGCUCCCGUAAAGACAUCGCCCCGCGCUGGGUCAAACCCUCCGAGACCAAGCUGGAGGCGGCCAAGGCCGCGGCGGCCAGGGAGAUCCAGCUGAGCCGCGGUGGUUCCCCGGCCCCCUCCAGCCCUGACGACACCCUGCUGCUCAACCGCCGGCCCCGCUCCAGGGGCUUGAUCCCAGGCUCCAACCGCGGCUCCAACGCCUCUCAGUACGACAACGUGCCCGGGGGGGCAGAGCAGGACUUUGUGGAGGUCCUGGAGCUGGAGAGGCCACCGUCGCAGAUGAGGCGCAGCGAGACACCGUCCCUACCCCCCACUCACACCCCCAGCCUGCAAGGGAGCAUGGUCUCCAUAGGACCAGUGGCUAGGCAGGCCAAACACCUCACCCCCGCUGCCCUGUCCCUCAACAGCCCUGCGGGGGGUAAACCCUAUGUCCACCCCAACGGCCAGAGCCAGUACCACACGCCCCCCCAGCAGUACUCCCCCGGUCGGCCUGCUAUGGUGCCACUCCACUACCCUCCGUACAGUGUGAGCCUUGAGCAGAGGGGACUGGGAGAGGACAGGCACUACGGCCCCCCGCCCUCCCGAGGCACCCCACCUAUGGGUCUGAUGUAUGGGGAGAGGGCGUACGUCACCACCCAGCGGCCCAGCCACUCUCCGGAGAAGGCUCUCAUGAACAACUCCUAUGCCACCACCCACAGGCAGCCUCCCAGCUCAGCCCAGCCCCCCCGGACCAUUGUAGCCCCGCUGGCCCCCCGCAGCAUACAGCAGCUGGACAGCCCUGGUAGUAACGCCUCCACAUACCUGCGUCAGCCCACACGGCUCACCUCCGCUGCAGCUGCCUAUCCGGUGUACCCUCCUGUUGACUACAACAGGUACGAGGGGCGCAGGAGAGGGGAGCAGACCCCGCCCUACCUGCCUGAGGGGCCAGGCCGGGGAGGGGCAGCGGAGGUGCAGCCGUGGGGGCAGCAGGAAGGUGGUGACAUGACACGUGCCCCUGGAGGUGUACCCCGCUCCCCCAGCUUCCAGAGGGCCCAGAUGUCCCCCGUGCAGGAGUUCACCUUCCCUGACGGCCUGGCUCACUACAGGACACAGUUCCACGAGCAGCAGCAACAGCCCACCAUGAGGCAGCAGCUCCCCCCGCUGUUCGGAGGACCACACUACAGGCACGCACCAGAGGCGUUCACCAUGCAGGAGUCUAUGUUGCUGUGAGAGGAGAGAGAGAGGAAUAGAAAGACACUGAGGUGUAGUCACUGACACUGUGGCUGCAGAGACAAGCGGUAGUCCUACUAGAGUUAAGGAGUUUUAGUUUGGUUUGUUUGUGCUUUAUAUGUGAUGUACUGACCUUUUUAAAAGUCAUACUGCAUCGUGAAUGCUGCAGUAUACCAGCUUCUGAUGUUUUUAUGGAUCCCUUUUAAAAACCCACUGAAGAUUGAUUCUUUUAUUUUUUGGAUGUUAAAUCAUUAAUGACAGGAGUUAAAAGUAUAUAUGUAUAUCUAUCUUUUAGAGUUGAAAAUGUACAGUAAAUGAUGUUUUGUUUAUAUACUGGGUUAUUGAACCGUUAUGAGUAGCAGGAGACAAUUCUCCUGGCGAGACAAACUCAGUGAUUCGAUUUUUCUUUUCCAUCUUAAUUUUUUUUAUGAGUUACUUCCAAAAUAUCUACUUUAGAGGUCAAUUUACUCUAUAUGCUUGUGAAUAUCUUAUUUUUCAGAGAGAAGAAACAAAGCUAUGUCAAAUAAUAGAAUUACGGAACAGUGACAAUUAAAAUCAUUGUUGAAAAUAAAUCAUUUCAAUUUUGAAGCACCUCUACUGUAUAACGACGGUUUUUAAAACUUUAUUUUUUCAUUGAGAUUAUUCUGUUGUCGCUCAGUUUAGCGACCACUGUAAUUUGUAGUCAUUGCAAAGCAUUUCUGUAACCCAAAUAGUGUGUACAGUAUGUUUGGAUAUCGAGGCCAGUGUCUGCUUUAUACCCCAUAUUGAGACUGUAAACUCUAUCAACAGUGAACUGUUUUGUCGUCCGUAGAGAAAACACCCCGUUUCUCCCCUGAAGUAAUGUACGAUUUACUUCCCUCUGAAAAGUUUACAUGAACAUUAAUUGCAUAUUAACAGUACAGUAUUUUCAUCACCACAGAGUAGGUGUCAGCUAGCUGCAAGAGGUUUCUAUAGAGGGGGAAUGUGUACUGGUAUUGCAGUACUUACUAAGCCGCAAUAUGCUUUAAUUGCCAAGUCAUGUCUUGUAUUUUCAGCAGUCAUAUUCACUGCUGUUCAGUUACCAGCACUUACAUAUUAAAUCAUUCCAUAUACACACAUCAAUACUUACUGACGUGUACAUACUACUUUGUAGUGUGACGUCACACAUUUGAAUUCAUACUCAAACACCUACCCUUCUAUUGCUGAUUCUCAACUAUGUACUUUUUGAUACAAUGCUUAUCGUUCUCAAACGGUUAUAAUUAUUUGAACAUGCAAAUAAGUCAUUCCUUUUUUUGUUAAAUAAUUAAUUGCAAACAUGGCUUAUCAGGUCAUUCUUCAGAGACUUUUCUUUACUUAAUAAAACAAAUUGGGGUGUGCA
This is a messenger RNA of Salmo salar (Atlantic salmon), 5846 nucleotides long. Its product is annotated as USP6 N-terminal-like protein. NCBI's taxonomy places the organism in Eukaryota, Metazoa, Chordata, Actinopteri, Salmoniformes, Salmonidae. Gene Ontology annotation, molecular function: GTPase activator activity; small GTPase binding. Gene Ontology annotation, biological process: regulation of GTPase activity. The record is from RefSeq and is a predicted model, not a curated record.